UCCGCUGCUUUGGGCCCAGCCUGACCGCUGGAACCCCGGCGGGGAUGCGUCCCCCCGGGCCGUGGUGGCUGCUGCUGUGGCUGUCGCCCCUGGCUACGCGGCCCACGGUUGUAGGGCGCGAAGAGGAGACGGCAAUGGCAGUUCCAAGAUGUAAAGCUUUGAAGGAAACAGAUAUAAUUAAAACUUCAGAGUCAGACUGUUACUGCUACAAUCAAAUGUCCCAAAUGAAGUGGACAUAUAUAUGGUCAACAGUACAGGUGACAGUUACCAGUCCAGGCCUGCUCAGUAUUGAAUACAUCACAGGCAGUCAUAAUUGCCAGUAUCCAGAUACCAUUGUAACUUUUAUCAAAUGUGUGAUUCAUAACUUUUGGGCGCCAAAGGAGACUAAUGAAUUAACUAUAGUCAUCAGUCCAUAUGGGGAGACUGUGUGUUUCUCCAUAAAGCCUGUCAGGAAGAUAUUCAUUUAUUCAAUAAGUGUGAACCGAAAUAUUGUAGAUUUCAAACUCUUCCUUGUGUUUGUGGCAGGCAUUUUCCUUUUCUUUUAUGCAAAGACCUUGAGUCAAAGCCCUGUUUUCUAUUACUCUUCAGGGACCAUGCUAGGUGUUCUAAUGACAUUAGUCUUUGUCCUGCUGUUCAUGAGACAAUAUAUUCCUAAGUAUAGCACCUUUGGGGCUCUAAUGGUUGCUUGUUGGUUUGCUUCAGUUUAUUUUGUAUGCCAGUUGAUGGAAGAUCUGAAGUGGCUGUGGUAUGAACACAGAAUAUAUAUAUUAGGCUACGUUUUGGUAGUUGGAUUUUUCAGCUUUACUGCAUGUUACAAACACGGGCCCCUUGUUGAUGACAAGAGCAGAAGUCUGCUGACAUGGACACUAUGGUUUCUUUCCCUGGUUCUCAUCUACGCUGGGGUGGCAAUGCCUCAGUGUGCGUAUGCAGUUAUGGCCCUCCUUCUCUCCUCCCGGUGCCUGUCCUACCCACUGAAAGCAUUCACUUAUACGAGAUGGAAACUGAAGCAGUGGUUUACAUCACAACAGCUGGUGUUUAAGUAUCUCUCAGAUGAAGAGUACAGAGAACAAGCUGAGGCCGAAACAAACAGUGCUCUGGAGGCGCUUCGCCAUGCCUGCCGCCAUCCUGACUUUCCUUCCUGGCUGGCCGUCUCCCGACUCCGGGCUCCUAAAAAAUUUGCAGACUUUGUUCUUGGAGCAAGCCACUUAGCCCCAGAAGAAAUCCAGCUGCAUGAAGAACAGUAUGGCCUCGGCGGUGCCUUCUUGGAAGAGCAGCUCUUUAGUCUACAGACUGACAAUCUGCCUGCAAGUUGACUUCACUUUGGUCAAGGACAUGGGUAAAUGGCAAGGAGCUUAUAGUUCUGAUAAUCAGUGGAAGAAGCAUGUACUAUGGACAAAAAAACCAUACUGGAAAGGAAAACUAACCUAUAUUAAAGAGAACUUAUUAUUUUUGGCAAAUUUUGCUACUAGUUGUACUGUAGGUGGGCAUCCAGAAACAGUGACCAUUAUUGCCACUUUCUUCGAGUAUAGACUUUUAUAAGGAACAAGGGAAAGUUCUUGAGGGAAAAGUAAGUAUGAGCAGGUACCCAAGUACCUUCUCCGUACCAAAGUACUAAAUCCUCUCUUAAUCCCCUCUCCAUCUUGAAAGACUGCAUUAUUAAUCAUACACUUCAUCAUUGUCAGUGCAGGGAGAGAUCUGAGAUAUGUUGGGUUAGUGUUUGCCAAAAAGUAUGGAAUACUAGUAAAUGUUAGGAAACAAAUCCAACUAAGUGAAACAAAAUUAAAUAUAUUGCAGAACUUUUCACCUUUCAAUGAUAUUAAUAUAUUGUGAGUCUGUAGUUGUUGUUUUUUUAACUUCAUUUGACCAUAGACCUUUUUUUCUGCGAUGAAUGAUCAAUCUUUGGAAUACAUGUUUGGAAAUUACCAAUGAUAGUGGAAUUGAGGUUUAGGGAUGAUAAGUAAACUGUUCAGGGCCUGGAAGCUGUUUGAAGGCAGAACUGGCAGGACUCCAGCUCUGGUGUGUCCUAUGACUCAGGUAGAACCUGGAGUGCCAUUUCCUUACAAUCUUGGGUGUCAUGUUGUUGGCAUCUUUUUAAUGUCUUCUAUUGGCCAACUAAUACUUGAUAACUGUGAUAAAGGGAAACAUUAAGAUUCAAUUUUAAAGUUUUGAUACGAUUUUUUUAUACAUCCUCAAGGAUCACUUUUUUAUGUAUGUUGAUAUUCAAGGCAUUUAAUCUUUUGUGACAGUUUGAGAUUUAUUUAAAACAUUGUUUGGUUAUAUAUAUUUUUUCUUUUUCCUUUAGUUUAGGUUAAGGCUGUGGUUUUGAAGCUGAAAAACAAAAGCUCAGUAGCCAACCACUCUUACUGCUAAAGUUGCAAGCAUGGGUUCCAAUCAGAGAAGCGUGCAGGGUGAAGGCCUGGGGUGGUAUAGCCAGUGACCUGCAGUGGGUGGUGGUGGUGGCAUCACCUGUUUUAAGUUUACAGGCCUUUUUGUACUUUGGUUGAUUCAAAUGCAGAAAGUGUCAAGGGAUCCAUGUUGGCUUCAAUCACAGACAAAUGGAUACUCAUCUCUAGACUUACUUGCUUACCAAUCUUUGCCUCCAUGUGCUCAGUUGUAUCCGCCACUUUGUAGAGCAAUCUGUGACCUUGCCUGGAAGUUUCCUGAGAGCCUGCUCUAUGACUUGUAAGACAUCCUUCACUGUCUCUGAGAAAGUGUCCAUUUGCCCAGUUACUUCUUGAGUCAGUUGGCUCUCCAGCUCAGGAUCAUCUUCCCCAGCCAGACCUUAUGAGAGUGAUGUAUUAGGUUGGUUGCAGAGCAUUUAGAAUGCUUGAAGUUGGAUUCUCCUAGUUCUCUGGAGAGUAAGUACCAUCUUGGGCUGCCUGCUAGUUUACAUUGAUACUAGUUUUUCUGCUCUUAUAAUCAUGGUGGGGAGAGCCUGUUGUGCUACAUCUCUCUUUUAACUCUAGCAGGCAAUGCCUGGUAGUUACAGCUCCAUAGCAGGCCACCACCAAUUUCUAUCCUCAGGUUCUGGAAAAGUAAAAUCCAUGGACAAUAAAGGGUGAGUGUCAAAGUAUGCAAUUUCUUCAAGUGAGAAGAAAAGAAACAGAGCUUUCCCCAGGCAAACGGAGUCCCAGUAGAAGAAACUUAAUCUAGGGAUGGAUAUAUAUAUAUAUGGCCUGUGCUCUGAUUGGUCACACCAUAUGCAAAAGAAACACCAGGCAACCAAGCAAUCAGAAAAGACCUGUGGUGACUUGACAGAAGACCUAAAACUAGUCCUCAAGCAGGUCUCUUCUGCUUAUUCCUAUCUCAGGGCCAUGGGGAGACUAACAGAACUGAGAAUGUAAUUCUGAGGAACUAGGGAGUGGGGAAGGACAUUCUCUUCUCUAUGGGUGGGAAUUUGAAAUGAACUUGGAAUAUCUGGAGUUUUUGUUAGGUCCUGCACUGCUUUUCCAUUGCAAGGUGUUUUCUAGGAGCCUCGAGUCCUAAUCUACCUAAUUAACUAAUUCUACCUAUUCAGCAUGCCCUUGAGCUGUUGUUGCUUUAGAUUGUCUGGUUGUUAAUAUGUAUAGCAUUUGCUAUUAUAAAUGUUUGUAUAUAAAUACACACAUACACACAUACUUAAUGAUUCCUUACAAAACAGAUUUGUGAUAUUUUUUUACAGAAAGCAAAUGUUUGUUUCUUGAUUCCUGAUGUUAAAAUUUAACCCUGAGGAAAAGAAGUCAAAACCCAGGUCUGAGAUUUGAACAUGGCAUUCUCGGGGUUAAGAUUGCUGUGUUGAUUUUCUGAGAGUCUGAGAAUCAGACUCUGGCUCUUUUGUUUUUUUCUGUGAUGGGAUCUUAAACAAUGAAGACUCCCCCUUUAUCAAGAGAAGGGCAAUGUGGUAGGUUAGUAAAGAGAAUUUUGUCACUGUCACUUUUUUGAGACAUAUUUAUUAGAGCUUUUCUGAGUUGUUAAAUGAGAAUGAUGAUUUGGAACUUUCUAGACCUGUUUUCAAAUUAUAUUUCCUCGAAGCUGUAUAUCACUAUUUAUUUAUAGGCCUGUUUUUUUGCCAGACAUCUUUUAAUAUUAUGAGCCUUUAAAAAUUUUUUAUACUAAACUAUUAUAAUCUGUGCCUUUACAUCAACUUUGAUUUCAAAAGAAUCAAACACUUUUCCAAUUUGCUUAUUUUUAUAAGCAAACAGGAGUCCCAACACUUUUUAUCAUAGUUUAAUCUGAUUUUCAUGUUCCACAAUUGUAUUUAUUGGUGCUGUAUUAUAAAUGCACCAGAUGUGCCAAUGCUGUUCACCAUGUUCAUUUCCUAAGAAUCAGUUUGUAGUAUAAAAUGUGUUUGAACAAC
Perognathus longimembris pacificus (Pacific pocket mouse) is the source of this 4336-nucleotide messenger RNA. It is a transcript of the gene Nemp2, whose product is annotated as nuclear envelope integral membrane protein 2. Gene Ontology annotation, cellular component: nuclear envelope. Lineage: Eukaryota; Metazoa; Chordata; Mammalia; Rodentia; Heteromyidae. The transcript is spliced from 9 exons. The coding region runs from base 45 to 1313 and encodes 422 amino acids. The record is from RefSeq and is a predicted model, not a curated record.